UUUAAAGUUUGAAGUACGCGGCAUUAAAAAAUCAUGCGUUAGUUCAAAGUAUAUUUACUCAUAAUUUUUUAAAAUAUUUUACACCUGAUAUACAAACAAUAUUUUUUAAAUUAAUUUACAAAAUUUAAAUACUAAAAUGAUGAUCGCAUUUACUGGAGUAGACGGUGGAAAUAAUUUUUGAAAAUAAACUUAGGACCGGAAAAUUUUAUAAAAUGGGACUAGUGCAAGCGUCAGUGAGUAAACCUAAAGAAGAAACAUGUGUGCCAUGUCCGGACGGUUAUUGGCCGGGUAAUCCCGGUACCUUUGAAGAAAUCCACAAAAAAGUAAAAGACAUGCACCCGCGUAAUUUCGAAGGCGCCAGAUUAUUUGUACGUAAAUCCCUGAGUGAUUAUUUCAAUGCCUAUCACACGAUAUCGCUGAGUUCAUUUAUGCCGUCUGGUUAUAAAUUUGGCGCUUGUUACAAGGGAUCAAAACAUAUCGGACUCUACGAAAGAUAUCCGCUGAUAAGCGGUGAUAUUAUGCCCAAUGGUAAUCUGGCCGCGAGUUUUGCGCACACGAUUGGCUGCCGUUUUAGAAUAAAACAUGUCACGCAAAUGGUCAAAGGCAAAUGCGUGACGGCAAGUUCGACAGCUGAAUACAGGUCAGAUGACUCGACGCUGUCAUUGAUAGUCGCCGACCCGGAUAUUAUGAAGCAGUCUGGGACUUUUGUUUUGCAUUACCUACAAGCGCUGUCAUCGCGGCUGACCCUCGGCACGGAGAUCGCGAUCCAUCGCAGCAAGUAUGUGCCAGGAGGGCAGCAAUCCAUCAUGACUUUUGCGGCGAGGUACAGCAGUGGAGCCAGAACAUUGGCAGCGACUUUCGGUCAAGUUGGAUUGCACGUUAGUUAUCAUCAUCGAGCGAGUCAGCAGCUACAGCUUGGAGUUGAGUUGGAGUCUAAUUUACGGACACUUGAUUCGACAGCGACUUUGAUCUACGAGCUCGAUGUCCCACAUGCAGACAUGGUUUUCCGCGGGCUUGUCAACACUGAGACUACUAUUGGCGGUGUGUUUGAGAAAAAAUUAUACCCGAUGCCUGAGACCUCGUUGGUACUCAGCGGAAUGUUGAAUCACAGAAAACAACAACUAAGAGUUGGGAUAGGACUCAACAUUGGAUGAAGUAUUAUACUCUAGUUUAUUUUUUUU
Messenger RNA from Microplitis mediator, 1181 nucleotides. Its product is annotated as mitochondrial import receptor subunit TOM40 homolog 1-like. Gene Ontology annotation, biological process: protein import into mitochondrial matrix. The record is from RefSeq and is a predicted model, not a curated record. Gene Ontology annotation, molecular function: transmembrane protein transporter activity. The transcript has a single exon. Gene Ontology annotation, cellular component: mitochondrial outer membrane translocase complex; mitochondrial outer membrane. NCBI's taxonomy places the organism in Eukaryota, Metazoa, Arthropoda, Insecta, Hymenoptera, Braconidae. The coding region runs from base 213 to 1154 and encodes 313 amino acids.